AUGCUGAGAGCUGGGCCAGCGGCCACCACUCUAAUCCUGCUGCUGUCAUACUGCUUCUGCCACCUGUGUCACUCCCUGGGUAAGUUCUCCCUACAGUACCACAGUGGAGGACAUGGAAGACACUCUCAGAGUGAUGGGCCAUCAAAGACGUUAUCAGACUGACAGAUGCCCACUCUGCACAACUUGGAUAAUCUACUGGGACAGGAUGAGAAGGAGAUGAGCGGGAGGGCAGAUGGAAAAUCUGAGGAUGGGUGAUAGUGAAGAGGCUACGUCAGCUGAGGAUGGGAGAUAGUGAAGAGGCUACGUCAGCUGAGGAUGGGAGAUAGUGAAGAGGCUACGUCAGCUGAGGAUGGGAGAUAGUGAAGAGGCUACACCAGUUGGGGAUGAGAGAUAGUGAAGAGGCUACACCAGCUGAGGAUGGGAGAUAGUGAAGAGGCUACACCAGUUGGGGGGGAUGAGAGAUAGUGAAGAGGGCACACUAGUGAAGAGGCUACACCAGCUGAGGAUGGGAGAUAGUGAAGAGGCUACACCAGUUGAGGAUGGGAGAUAGUGAAGAGGCUACACCAGCUGAGGAUGGGAGAUAGUGAAGAGGCUACACCAGUUGAGGAUGGGAUAUAGUGAAGAGCUACGCCAGCUGAGACUUUAAUAUUACAUUAAAAGAGGAACUUAUGAGGGAUGAUCAUUAACAGAUGGGCUGAGUAAUGUCAGUAUGACCACUCAAUUUAUCCAGACCUAAUUUCCCUUUUAAGUAGAUUUGUAAUCAAAGUGUAUGGUCUCAGAGACUUUGCCAACAUUUGUUAUGAAGGUGAGUGGUUUGGUUUCCUGCUCUCAGUUAAUUAAGUAUCAAUGAUAUGCAACCCUGUCUGGCAUAGUGCAGUAAUUUCCUGUGGUUGGUGACCUUCUGUUCAGCUGGGAGAGGAGAUGAGCUGAAUAAGGGAAGAAAUGUCUCUAUUAACCAUUUGGGUAAAGAACCUCAGAGUUCUAAUAACUGUCCAGUCAAUAGCAGAAAUAUAAGCUGGACAGUCCAGAUAGUUCCACGUCUGCCUCCUCCCUGCCAGCCAGCCUGUGCAAAAACAGGAUUGAUUCUUGCACUGACUUUGAGUCGCUGACUGUAAAUUAUUUUGGAUAAGAGCGUCUGCUAAAUAGCUAAAAUGGAAACAUUUAAUGGAGCUCCUCAUAUGAAAUUCUGUCCUUCGUUAGCGGGCUGGGUUUAAUGACAUGGGCUGUGUGGACUGCAGAGGAGGGAUAGGAGAUGUGUAAGAUCACAUAUUUUAAUCUGCCAUCUCUUGGGGUGUUUUUGUAAACCCCAGAUCUUCAAGAUGACAAAUAAAAUAUUCAUAUCUUUCAUCAAUACAGUACACAGCCAGGGAUCCUCUGGAGAGAUAGACUGGAGUAAUGCCUGACUGGCUACACACUCAGGUUAUACUAAUUGUAGAUACACCUAUUGAGCAUUUCUAACACAAUCUAUACACUGGAUUACAGAUAUCGUAAAGGGUUGGGAAGUGGUCUUCAGAUUGUGUUUAUCAUUCAAUCAUGACAAUUCAUGCUGAAUUGUUGCUCCAUUACAAAAAUCUAAUGAAGCAACUAUGAUGCCCUUGCUCUGUGAGGAUUUUCCAGUUGUGCAGACUCUUCCCCUCUGAUUUGAUAUGGAUAUCUUUGCUCAGUUUAAAUUAAUAGUGUCCUGUGGUUCUCAGCAUGCUUGCUGGUGUUGGUCUAAUGGAGGACAUCAGAGCCAACUGCAGAAGAGAUUUUGCACGAGUUGUAUUUACUCAAUUAAAUGCAUACAUACCUUAUUUACUUAGCUAGUUACUAAGUUACUACUUACAAUUGAUGAUGGUGUGAUGGUUGUACUGUAGGUGUUAUAUGACACAUUGUUGGAUCAUAUUUAUAUUGUUUUUCACAAAGGGUAGUGUUCAGAAUCUCCCAGAGAAGCCAGACAUGCAGCAGAAUCUUCUGCAUGAAGUUGUGCCGAGCAUGAGAGAGAGAAAGUCUAAGGAUGAUGAAUCUGCUAAUCACAGUGAUAUUGACUGAGGAGGUCUAAGAAUGAUGCUAUUGAUCCUGAGCCUGAGGAUGACACUGGGGUGUUAACUGUAGUCAGCCCCGCCAUGGGCCUGUCAUCUUCAGGUAAAUUUACAUCCAUAUUGAACACACAUAAAAUAAGCCCAUAAGCAUGUGGGGAAUGAUUUAAGAGCAUUGUGUCCCUCAAGAAUUUAAUUGAUACUUCUUCAUUUUCUCCCUGCGCUGGAGACCUGUUUCCAACAAUAAUACAGCAACCUUACAUCCUUCGUUUGAACUAAAGUGCUGAAUAUAAUAAAUUCAUCCUGAAAAUUGCUGUUGCUUAAUUCUGCAUUUACAGAGGCUAACUCCAGAUUUUCCUCCCAGUCAGCAGUUGUAUGUAGACUAGAGUGACAGCUGAUGUCUUUAAUAUGGAAGGUGCACCUCCGGUCUCUCUCUCUCUCUAAAAACCCAGCUAGCCCUUAAGGGGCACAAAGACCUCACUGUGUCCUUCACACAUAAAAAGCCUCCUCUAUCUAAGGUUCCAUCCUCCAGCCCUUUUCUCCAUCAUCAACCCCCCUAGGGGCCUACAACACCAGGCUGCCAUGGAUACCAGCAUGCCACAGAGGCCAGCUGAUGCACUGAUACAAUGAGGUAUCCAUCAACCACAGUCACAACAUCAGACCCAUCUGUAAUGAAGUUAUGGAGAGUAAAACUCAUUGGGGCUUCGUUCCUCAUAAUCCAGAUAGAAAACACACUGAGUCAAAUUAAAUUAGAACAGAGCGGGGGAUGACUGACUGAGUAUUUACAGAGAGAGAGACCAAAUAAAACAGAGCUGAUAGGAAGAAAUGCAUUGGUGUUGGAUGAUGGAGGGAGGCAGACUGGCAGCCUACACUAUUAAAGCCUUCCCACUUGACACUGGUGGUGGCAUCACACACAUUGAACAAUGGAGUCAAAUUUAAUCUCUCCAUGUCUAUGCAACCCGCUGACAGUGAGUCAUCAAUUACGGAGUAAAUUGGAGCACAAAUGCAACCCUGGCUGCUAUCUUUAGUUUAUUCUGUGCAAAACCUUCAUCAGCUUUUGAAGGUUUGGACAGCCUUUUGUUGCCUGAACCCCAGCCAAGUGACUCUAACCUUUAAUCACUGUUAGAUUGUUUAUAGGCCUACUUGGGAUGAAGCACCACUCUGUAUUGGCAGCAGAGUAGUCUCGUCCAGGGAGGAAGAGGAGGAUACAUUUGAGGGAAAAAUACAAUAAAACAUAUUAUUCAAAAAUCCUCCUUGUAAAUAAAAUAACACUUCUGUUGUAAACACCAACAUAUCUGAUCAAACAUACUAGUUUGCAGAGAAUUCUAACAGGAAGGACACACUUGACCUUUGUCUCCUUUCAUGAGCAAUGGAAAACACCAAAUCAUCAAUAAAAGGCAUUGACUAUGUUGCCUUGACAAAGUGACAGUGAGCUUUCUUCCUCUCUAGAUAGUGAAUGCCUGGUCCUGGUCUGGGGGUAAACAGGGACCAGAGAUGUGAUUGUCAUGUUGCUGAGAGCGCUGGGGUGAUUUCCUGCAUGUUAAACUGGAGAUUGAUGGGGUUAUUGACAAAGUGCCAGGAGCCAGGGACUAUGAAUCAUCGUCAAUGUGCUUUAGCUGGGCUGAACAUGGGCCAUCAGUUGUUACCAGGAUAAUAUCCCCUGUUAACACGUCGCUGACAUGAUGCAGCUUAAGGAAGGCUAAUGUGAUGUUUCCCUGCCUCUAUAGGAAUCCACAAACUGUCCUCCUAUGCCAAGACAGAGGACAAACUGUUCAAGAACCUCUUCAGAAACUACCCGAAAUGGGUGAGGCCUGUAGAAUACCUCAACGGCACAGUACGGGUCAGAUUUGGACUGGCCAUCUCCCAGCUAGUGGACGUGGUGAGAAAAAUAUGAUUAUUAUGGUAUAUUGUGAUUUGUGUUUUCCUGAUGAUUAUUUUGAUGUUUGUCAAUGCAAGCUGGACUUUAUUAAGAUACCUUUAUAGAAAAUGACACAAGUAAAAGUGAAAGUAACCCAUUAAAAUACUACUUGAGUAAAAGUCUAAAAGUAUUUGGUUUAAAAUAUACUUAAGUAUCAAAAGAAAAAGUAUAAAUAAUUUCAAAUUCCUUAUAUUAAGCAAACCAGACGACACCAUUUUCUUGUUUUUUAAAUGUACGGAUAGCCAGGCACACUCCAACACUCAGACAUCCUUAACAAAUGAAGCAUAUGUGUUUAGUGAGGCUGCCAGAUCAGAGGCAGUAGGGAUGACCAGGGAUGUUCUCUUGUAAGUGUGUGAAUUAGACCAUUUUCCUGUCCUGCUAAGCAUUCAACAUGUAACGAUUAAUUUUGGGUGUCAUGGAAAAUAUAUGGAGUAAAAAGUACAUUAUUUUCUUUAGGAAUGUAGUGAAGUAAAAGUAAAAGUAAUCAAAAAUAUAAACAGUAAAGUACAGAUACCCCAAAAACAACUUAAGUAGUUUAAAGUAUGUUUUAUUUAAGUACAUUACACCACUGCAAAAAAUAUAUCACUAUACAUAUAUUUAGGCUAAUUUACAUUAUGUUGUUUGCUCUGUACCACAUUUACACACAUACUGACAGUAUAACAACACAAAGGUACUGAUAAAACCUUUACAGUAUGGUCUCUCCAUUACAGGACGAGAAGAACCAGCUGAUGACAACCAAUGUGUGGAUGAAACAGGCAAGAUCUUAAACAUAUUUGGGGGGGGCAUAGUAUAUUUAAGUGAUAAUGCCUGAGAAGCUGGUGUUUGGAGGAUAUAUUGGUACUGGCAAACCAUGCCAAUAUAUCCUCCAUACACAGGCUUCGAGGGCAUUAUCACUAUUAUACAAUGGGUUACCAUAUUUAAAUAAUGACUUACAUAUUUUCAUUAAAAACGUUAUUUUGAUACAUUUAUUCAUACUAUUUCAUCCUUACACAAGAUAUAGGCCCGAAACAAAUCAAGGGUUGUUACGUUCUAUCGGUUCGGUUCCCAGAGAUGUGACACAGUAUUUAAAUAUUUUUGUUCUGUAUCGUUCUAAAUGUUAUAUUGCCAUACUGGCUGUCAACGUUCUUGCUUGCUAGUUAGCCAACUAUGGCUAAUUUACAGUCACGUCAAACAGUGCAGCCAGAAUAACAACAAAGUAGCUACAUCUGCAUUUGUUUAAGCUGUUUUCUAGUGACAUUUAUUUGGAUACAUCCAUAACAAUGAGCUAAUGAUGUGCGAUUUCACCUGCCAUAGAAAAUGUGCUCUCUCGUCAGGACACUGUUGUUCAGAGGAGCUAGCCAACAACACAGCUAACAGAAUCACUUCAAACUGAAGCUGGAAAGACUGCAAACUAGCUGCACUUGAUUUCGUUUACCUGUUUUCUAUUGACAUUUCUUUGUACAGUAUAAAUCCAUACAAAUUAUGCUGAUUCAUGAUUUCGACUGGCUGAGAAAAGCUGCCUGCCUGUCUGUCUUGUCCCGACUCGCGACCCCUACAAGUUCAUUACUAUGGGAUAGCUGGAGAUCAAAUUUCAAUAUUGAAACAGUGUUACAAAUGUCAGAUAGACAGACAGCAAGGUUUAUACAAAUCUCCACUAUUGAAAACCAAUUGCUAGUCUAAAAGAUAAUGUCUAGAUGCUUUUUACAGUGGAGGUCAAGUUUAUAAAUUGUCUGGCUGGGCUGAUGAGACAGUGGAUUGCGCAGUGAGAUGGAACAGUGUAAAUAGGCAUUUCAAUGUCAUGGCUUUAGCCGGUGGUAACUUGUGGAAUAGACAUCGGCUGGAAUGCAGUUUUAACCAAUCAGUGUCAAGGAUUAGACCCAGCCGUUGUAUAAUUCACAACACUCUACAGCAGUGGUUCCCAACCAGGGGUACUAGGACCCCUGGGGAUACUUGGCCUAUCCAGAGGGGGUACUUGAAAAGACUCAUAAGUCCAUAGGGUUACUGGUAAAAUGCUCAUAAGCGGGUACUUCAGGGGUACUCCAGGCGGAGCAAAAUUCAUUUGGGAGUACAGUAACCAAAAAAGGUUGGGAACCCCUGCUCUACAGCAGCGUCAGCUAGACCAACAAAGGCAACAUGGCAUUUAGAGUAACAAUCAACCUCCCGUCCCCCUGCAUGUCCCCUUGUUCUUAUGGCAUUUCACGAUGAGCUCACAUCUUAAUUUCUCCCCACCCUCCUCCACCUUCCCUUGUGCCCACACGAGCCACCCCCUUUGCAGCUCUCGCCCCCCAGCAGCCUGCCUAGCCCCCAGCCACCCUGACAGCUUCAUUCAUAUCCUCUGACUGCAUCUGUUUCUCUACAGCCAGGGAAUCAUCCCUCCAGACCAGGGUCUGCAGGUCAGCCUCUCCCUAGUCUGCCACAAUGACAAACAACUCGAUGCAAAUCAGAGGACGGAGAGCAAUAGCUAACAUGGCCACAUCUAUUCAUCAGCGGUGAAUGAGGAGAUAAGGUUGAAAAUAUGGCUCUGUCCACGUCAGUGCUUCUCUCCACUAUCUACUUUAUUAGACCAUAAAUGUUUAUAUCCACCAUGUGUCGAUGGCAAAUUACACCCCCGUUGUUGUUUCACCUAACUGUCUUAAGAUGAAUGCACUAAUGUAAGUCGCUCUGGAUAAGAGCAUCUGCUAAAGGACUGUUAGCACUGAGAACACAGAAAGAUUGUAAUAUGAAGUUGUACAGCAAUAGUAACUCAAAGCGGAAUAGAGAAAUCCAUCAUUGGCUCUACUAUUCUCACUACCAGGGUUGGUGUCAAUUCCAUUUCAAUUCAGUCAAUUUAGGAAGUAAACGGAAAUUCCAAAUCUAAUUCCAAUUCUACUUUAUGCUUCUCUAUGAGUAAAAAAUUAGAAUUUCAGUUUCAAUCUUGAAUUGGACUUUGUUGAAAUGGAAUUGACCCCGACCCUGCUACUACUAGUGAACAAUGAGUGUACAAAACAUUAAGAAUGCCUUCCUAAUAUUGAGUUGCACCCCUUUUUGCCCUCAAACAGCCUCAAUUCGUCGGGGCAUGGACUCUACAAGGUGUCGAAAGUGUUCCACAGGGAUGCUGGCCCAUGUUGACUCCAAUGCUUCCCACAGUUGUGUCAAGUUGGCUGGAUGUCCUUUAAGUGGUUGGACCAUUCUUGAUACACAUAGGAAACUGUUGAGUGUGAAAAACUUUGAAGAACCCUGGUCUAUGUCAUGGAAAGAGCAGGUGUUCAUAAUGUUUUGUACCUCAGUGUAUAGAGUAGUGGAAUCAAUUUUCUCUCAGGGGGAGAAAAAAAAAAAUUUUUGGUGUGCUCCCCGCAACAGUCCCUUUUAAAAAAAAGAUGACCCUUAAAGAAAAAUGGGGGGAAGGGGGACUUCCCCUCUCUUGGGUCUCCUGUUUUUGGGAAAGGUUUGGGCGAAACUACGCUGGGAAACCCUUUAUGACUACCCGGGCAUCACUAACCCCAGAGUCCCGUCGACUCCCCUGGAUCCCCGACAUUGGGGGCUCUUGAAAAAGUUUUCCAUGCCCAUCACUGCCAAAAGUUUAGAGCCCAAAAUGGGACUGAUAUUGAACUAAACUUUCUGAGGGCCCCAUAAACCCCCGCCUUAGGGUUGCAAAUUGGGGGGUAAUUACUUCUUGCCCUUUUUCCCCACUGUCCGGAAAGCCAUACUAAACACCCCUUUCCAGCACUUCAAAUUUGUUUGGGAAAUUUGGGACCGCCCCUAUAUAAAAAAAAUGUAGCCUUUUGUUGGCCCAGACUCACACCCAAAGGGAAAAAAUUUUUAUCAAAACAGAAUGAAGUUGGCAAACUUCAUUUAAUAGCAAGGGGGAGUGGGCAUUUAUUUCCCAAUUCGGUUUUGUUUAAGGUUUUUUGCCCUCCCGGGCCUGAACUGGGGGUGACCCGUAUACUGUUCGGGUUUCCAAAAUUUAAAAAGUGCCGCCGGGAAAGGGUAUGCCUUUACAAAUUUGGCCAAAAAAGGGGUUUGUAAGGUCAUGAAAAGUUAUGGAAAUUUUUAAAAAUUUUUUGUAAAAGUAAUUAUGAAAGCACACUUUUUUAAAAAUGUCAAUCAAUUAAAAAUACAAACAAAAAGCCAUUUGGGGGGGGAAACCCCUUUUGCGCAUGUCGGGGGUGCUGCGUGUGGGCCCGUGCAGUGGGGCCCUUUCCGGAGGAAAGAGAGCGGGGACAUUUCAGCAGAGGUAAAAAAUUCCCGAAACUAGAUCACCAAAUUUAAAAUAACUUGUACAGUUAUCCGCAGUUAACAAACAAACUAAGCAUUAAAAUUUUAUUGUUGCCUUUCCCCCGGGCACUGUAGAGCCUAAUAAAAUUUUCCCUUUAGAAAGCUGGGAUUUUCCCCCCUAUUAAACAGUACCAGUAAAUUUCCCACAACGUUUAAAAAAAUUUUAAAAAAAGCCUUUUUGACCCAAAAACUUUUCGUGGGUAGAUCUCCCCCAACAUAAUAUUUUAGCCAUAUAUAUAAAGUCUUUGUUUUGAUCCUUGCUUUGAAGUAGACUCCCUUAAACCUUUGAACCCUGACUUUUUUAAUUAAAGGGGAAAAAAUUUUAUAAAAACAAAAGGGUUUUGUUUAAUGUUGAAAAACCAAGCCUGCCACCCCCCCAGCUCUCCAAGGAGGGUUUUACCACAUAUUGAACCCCAUGUGACCAAAAGUGCAUCUCUAUUUGGGGGCUUAAAUUUCCUUAUCAAGAAACAUGUUAAAUAACAGUUCAUCCCCUAUGUGGGGGGCAAGUACCUUUCAAGGGGAAAAAGGGAGGAGGUUGGGAGGUUUUACAUGGACCCGACACAGCAGCUUUCCAGUUCAAAAAAGCUUACCUUUUUUUUAUUUAGGCUAUAAAAAAAUAGUCUAAAAAGUGCUAAAAGUCAUGGAGAAGUAAAAGGAAAAAGUGUUUAAACCCUUAACAGGAAUAAACAGAGGUUUUCUAUAGUAAAUGUCUAAUGGACCGACUUUUGGAAAAAAAACAGCUCCUCGUUCCAUCCCAAUCAAGCCCCUGGUUUUUACUGGGAAAAAUUCUAAGUUUCCAUUUUCCCCCAGAAUUUUGGUAUCUUUUUGGGGGUUUUUUUUUAAACUAUCACCAGACUCUAGUGGCCCUUUUGGGGAUUUUUAAUUAUCACAGGUGUCCGUAAAAAUCUGACCCCUGUGGCUCUUUUUCACAUGCAGCGCAAAAUUUAGAUUUCUUUGACCAUCACAUCAAAAUCUUUUUUACAUCAGAUUUUUUCAGAGUUUUUUCUGAUUUUCAAAAAACCAUUAAAAAAAAAAUCUGAAAGGGGAAAAAGCAGUGGCCUCAUCACAUAAAAAAACUGAAAAAAUUCAAUAAGAUGGGUAAACCAAAAAAGUUAUAUGUCAAUAUGGGCUUUGUUUUCCCUUUUUUUGGGGUCAAAAUUGGCAGUUUUUGAAAAAAAUAAAAAUUGGAAGAUUUUCAGAUUAAUUGAAAAAAAUGCCAAAUUUUUAUUAAAAGCUUUUUUUAAAUUUAAUUAGGCUUUUUUCUCUUAAAACCCUAUGGGCUAUCUAAAUUGAAAAAUCAUGGCCCAAAAUGGACACAUAUAAAAAUGAAAAGAUAUUUAUUAAAAAUAAAAGUUUUCAAGUAUAAAUUACCAAAAUUUUCAUAGAUUUUCAUUAUUUUUUUUGUUAAUUCCAAAAAUUACUGAAGAUUCCCGGGAACUUUGAAAAUUAUGGUUUGCUUUGGGAAUCCCACACCCCAAAAGUGAGGGAAAAAAUUAAAUUUUAUCCCCUGCGAUUUUUUUUAAAGUUUUUCCCACUGACAAAAACCUGAUCAAUCUAAUUUAAUUUUUAAAAGGUAGGGUUUUUUUAACAGGAGAGACAGAAUAACAAAAAAAAAUCCCAAAAAAAGCAUGCAAAAAUGUUAUAAAUUGAUUUGGGAUUUUAAGGAAAGGGAAAAAAGUAAAUUUUACCCCCCGCAAAACAUUACUUGUAAAUUGGGGGCAAACCCCUUUUUGGCAAUCCCAGAGGGCCCGAUGUUUUUUGUAGUUGGCCACCAGUUUGCACACAUCCCGGGGGGGAUUUUUCCCCCUCCUCUUUUCAAAAUUCUCCAAGUCAUUUUAAAGGGGUUUUGAGGCUGACGUUUGGCAACUCGAACCCUUUAGCUCCCUCCACAGAUUUUCUAAGGGAUUUAAUUUCUGGAGACGGCUAGGGCCAAUUUCCCGACCUUUAAAGUGCUUCUUCUUGAGCCACUCCUUUGUUGCCUUGGGCCCGGGGUUUUUUGGGGAUUUUCAUGGGUGGAAAACCCAUCCCGACCCAUUUUAAAGCCCUUUGGGUGAGGGAAAGGGGGUUUUCACCCAAGUUUUACGGUACAUGGCCCCCCUCCACGUCCCCCCUUUUAUGCGGGGGAAGUUUUUCCGUCCCUACAAAAAACCCCCCCCAAAACAUAACCCUUUUCCCCCCUCCAUGUUUGAAAGGUGGGGAUGUUUUUCUUGGGGUCAUAGGCACAUUCCUCCUCCUCCUCCCAAAAACGGGGAGUUGAGUUGAGGCAAAGAGCUCGAUUUUUGGUCUCCCUCUGACCACAAAACUUUUACCCGGCCCCCCUAUCCCUUCAAAAGUUCUUGGGAACUUUAGACCGGCCCCGUUAAAAUGUGCUUUCUUUAGCAGGGGCCUUUUGGGUCUGCAGGGUUUCAUUUUCCUUCACGGCGUAGGGUGGGGGAACCCUUUUUUUUUCUUGGGGACUAUGGCCCUCCCCGCCUUGAGAUCAUUGACAAGAUCCCCCCCGUGUUUUUUCUGGGCUGAUUCCUCCCCUUCCCCAUGACCAUUGCAACCCACGAGGGAGAUCUUGCAUGGACCCCGGGGCCCAGGGAGAUUACAUUUUUUUUUGGUUUGGGGGAGGGUCUUUUUAGCCAAAAUUUAAACCUUUUUGUAAUUUUACAAUCUUUUCCCUGACUCCUUGGAGAGCUCUUUGGUUGGCCCCUGGGGGAGAUUUGGAAUCUGAAAAUUUAUUGAAUUGCUUCGGGGACGGGGUUUUUUUAUACCGGUAACCCUGAAAAUUAGGGCACUCCCCUUUUAAAAUGUGCUCCUAAUCUUUAAACUCGUUACCUGUAUAAAAGACACCUGGGAGCCAAAAAAACUUUCUGAUUGAGAGGGGGGGCAAAAACUUAAAUUUUCCCCCAUUAAAAAAGCAAAUCAAUUUUUAAAAAAUUUUUGACAUCUUUUUUUUUUGGGUUUUUUUUGUUUUUUAUUCCUUUCCCCUCACUGGUUUAAAUAACCCCACCAUUAAAUUAUAGACUUUAUAAUUUUUUUUUGUCAUGGGCAACAUACAAAAACACAGGGGAAACAAAACUUUUUUCCCCCAUUUUGACUAAUUUUUUAAAAGCAAAAGAUUCAAUUAAUCCAACACGUCAAGCAAAUCCUGAUUUAAACCUUAAAAAAAACAGAUGUUUUUUUCUUUUUUCCCCUAAACGUGCCCCAUGGAAAGUUUUUAAGGGGUCUGUCACCCAAGGGUGUGGGGCAAGUACGAUGGCACCAUCAAACCUUUGGGCACGCCCCCCUAACUACAAGUCAGCCCGCAUCACGAUGUCAACCCUUUUUUCCCCUUUGACCCGCAGAACUGCUCCAUGAAAUUUUUGGGUCCUGGGACCUAUUAUGGCUCACAGGUUUUUUAGCCCCACACAGCAUUGUAAAAAAGUUUUCAGAUAUUAAUGACCAAAACAUUUCCCUUUAAAAAUGAUUCAAAAUGCCUUUAAACCCCUUGUUUUUACUUUUUGGGAGUUAAAGGGGGGAAAACGUCUGUUAUGUUUUUGGUCCCUUUUUUAACCCUUUUAUUUACCCCAAAAGGUUGACACCUCCCUGGGGGACUUCCAUGUGGACAAGAAGGGGGCCCACUUUUUGACAAUGGUGAAGGGAAAUUUGUGGAAAGCGACCCGGUUCCCCUGGUCUGAGGGUGGACGGAUCCUGCUUUCUUCCCCUUUUAUCACCCCACUUCCCCUUUAUUUUCCGGAGACUUUCCCCUCUUUUACAAAACCCCUUUUCCCCCCAUUUUUCCCCCUGUAAUUUUUGGCCCCCCUUUUUUCCUCACCAAUUUUUCCGGUCUUUUACCUUCCCUCCCAAGGGGGGGGAGGGAAGGGUUUUCCCCGUUCACCUCCCGUGCUGGUGUCCCCCCCCGUCUUCCUUUCUUUGUUUUCUCCCAGGGAUCAUUCCCCUUUCCCCCCCAAGGGCAUCCCUCUUUAUCGGGGGGGUUUUCCCCGGUUUUUCACCCCCCCGAUUCUUUGUUUCCCCUUUUCCCCCCCGGGCCCAAUUCCCCCCGUCUUUGCCUCAACAACCCCCCCCGUCCUCGUCCCAGCCCCCCAUGGCAACCCCCCGGGUUUCGCCGUAUCUUUCCUGCACAGGCUUCCCAAACGGGUUUUUGUAUUCCACCAUGUUGGGCCGCUAUGCUAACCCUGGGGGGCCAGGGCAGGGCUGUCAGGGAGAGAUGUGCAGGACUGGCAGGGCCCAAGGGGGCAGUUGGGGCAUUAGAAGGGCUCUUUACCAGAUCCACCCCUCAUCUCUCCUCUUGGGAAAAACCUGCAAUCUGCUUUGGCCCCUUAAACCCCCUCAUCACCAUUCAUGGGUCAAGGAGAACGGUCAGAAGGGAAGAUCCCAUAAAGUUUCAAGAAUCAAUCUGGGGCCCCCGCAUAUAAAUGCCAAGUUCCUAGGGUGUUUUUGGUUUCCCCAAAAAAUUUAAAAACGAAUUUUUUUGGUUUUUGUUUUUUAAAAUUUUUAACAACCCCCCUUUUAAAAUUUUUAAAAUCCCCCUUUAAAAGUCGGGGGAAAUUUUUUUACGGUGGGGUUUUAUUUUGGGGGGAAGGGCCCUUAUUUUUUUAAAAACUUUUCCCCCAUUAAAUUAAAAUCUUCCCCCCCCCCAAUUAAAAAUUUGGUUAAAAAAUUUUAACAUGUAGUUAUUGUCAUAAUAAACUGCAGAAAAAUAUAAUCAAAAAUAUAAACAGUAAAGUACAGAUACCCCAAAAACAACUUAAGUAGUUUAAAGUAUGUUUUAUUUAAGUACAUUACACCACUGCAAAAAAUAUAUCACUAUACAUAUAUUUAGGCUAAUUUACAUUAUGUUGUUUGCUCUGUACCACAUUUACACACAUACUGACAGUAUAACAACACAAAGGUACUGAUAAAACCUUUACAGUAUGGUCUCUCCAUUACAGGACGAGAAGAACCAGCUGAUGACAACCAAUGUGUGGAUGAAACAGGCAAGAUCUUAAACAUAUUUGGGGGGGGCAUAGUAUAUUUAAGUGAUAAUGCCUGAGAAGCUGGUGUUUGGAGGAUAUAUUGGUACUGGCAAACCAUGCCAAUAUAUCCUCCAUACACAGGCUUCGAGGGCAUUAUCACUAUUAUACAAUGGGUUACCAUAUUUAAAUAAUGACUUACAUAUUUUCAUUAAAAACGUUAUUUUGAUACAUUUAUUCAUACUAUUUCAUCCUUACACAAGAUAUAGGCCCGAAACAAAUCAAGGGUUGUUACGUUCUAUCGGUUCGGUUCCCAGAGAUGUGACACAGUAUUUAAAUAUUUUUGUUCUGUAUCGUUCUAAAUGUUAUAUUGCCAUACUGGCUGUCAACGUUCUUGCUUGCUAGUUAGCCAACUAUGGCUAAUUUACAGUCACGUCAAACAGUGCAGCCAGAAUAACAACAAAGUAGCUACAUCUGCAUUUGUUUAAGCUGUUUUCUAGUGACAUUUAUUUGGAUACAUCCAUAACAAUGAGCUAAUGAUGUGCGAUUUCACCUGCCAUAGAAAAUGUGCUCUCUCGUCAGGACACUGUUGUUCAGAGGAGCUAGCCAACAACACAGCUAACAGAAUCACUUCAAACUGAAGCUGGAAAGACUGCAAACUAGCUGCACUUGAUUUCGUUUACCUGUUUUCUAUUGACAUUUCUUUGUACAGUAUAAAUCCAUACAAAUUAUGCUGAUUCAUGAUUUCGACUGGCUGAGAAAAGCUGCCUGCCUGUCUGUCUUGUCCCGACUCGCGACCCCUACAAGUUCAUUACUAUGGGAUAGCUGGAGAUCAAAUUUCAAUAUUGAAACAGUGUUACAAAUGUCAGAUAGACAGACAGCAAGGUUUAUACAAAUCUCCACUAUUGAAAACCAAUUGCUAGUCUAAAAGAUAAUGUCUAGAUGCUUUUUACAGUGGAGGUCAAGUUUAUAAAUUGUCUGGCUGGGCUGAUGAGACAGUGGAUUGCGCAGUGAGAUGGAACAGUGUAAAUAGGCAUUUCAAUGUCAUGGCUUUAGCCGGUGGUAACUUGUGGAAUAGACAUCGGCUGGAAUGCAGUUUUAACCAAUCAGUGUCAAGGAUUAGACCCAGCCGUUGUAUAAUUCACAACACUCUACAGCAGUGGUUCCCAACCAGGGGUACUAGGACCCCUGGGGAUACUUGGCCUAUCCAGAGGGGGUACUUGAAAAGACUCAUAAGUCCAUAGGGUUACUGGUAAAAUGCUCAUAAGCGGGUACUUCAGGGGUACUCCAGGCGGAGCAAAAUUCAUUUGGGAGUACAGUAACCAAAAAAGGUUGGGAACCCCUGCUCUACAGCAGCGUCAGCUAGACCAACAAAGGCAACAUGGCAUUUAGAGUAACAAUCAACCUCCCGUCCCCCUGCAUGUCCCCUUGUUCUUAUGGCAUUUCACGAUGAGCUCACAUCUUAAUUUCUCCCCACCCUCCUCCACCUUCCCUUGUGCCCACACGAGCCACCCCCUUUGCAGCUCUCGCCCCCCAGCAGCCUGCCUAGCCCCCAGCCACCCUGACAGCUUCAUUCAUAUCCUCUGACUGCAUCUGUUCUCUACAGCCAGGGAAUCAUCCCUCCAGACCAGGGUCUGCAGGUCAGCCUCUCCCUAGUCUGCCACAAUGACAAACAACUCGAUGCAAAUCAGAGGACGGAGAGCAAUAGCUAACAUGGCCACAUCUAUUCAUCAGCGGUGAAUGAGGAGAUAAGGUUGAAAAUAUGGCUCUGUCCACGUCAGUGCUUCUCUCCCACUAUCUACUUUAUUAGACCAUAAAUGUUUAUAUCCACCAUGUGUCGAUGCAAAUUACACCCCCGUUGUUGUUUCACCUAACUGUCUUAAGAUGAAUGCACUAAUGUAAGUCGCUCUGGAUAAGAGCAUCUGCUAAAGGACUGUUAGCACUGAGAACACAGAAAGAUUGUAAUAUGAAGUUGUACAGCAAUAGUAACUCAAAGCGGAAUAGAGAAAUCCAUCAUUGGCUCUACUAUUCUCACUACCAGGGUUGGUGUCAAUUCCAUUUCAAUUCAGUCAAUUUAGGAAGUAAACGGAAAUUCCAAAUCUAAUUCCAAUUCUACUUUAUGCUUCUCUAUGAGUAAAAAAUUAGAAUUUCAGUUUCAAUCUUGAAUUGACUUUGUUGAAAUGGAAUUGACCCCGACCCUGCUACUACUAGUGAACAAUGAGUGUACAAAACAUUAAGAAUGCCUUCCUAAUAUUGAGUUGCACCCCUUUUUGCCCUCAAAACAGCCUCAAUUCGUCGGGGCAUGGACUCUACAAGGUGUCGAAAGUGUUCCACAGGGAUGCUGGCCCAUGUUGACUCCAAUGCUUCCCACAGUUGUGUCAAGUUGGCUGGAUGUCCUUUAAGUGGUGGACCAUUCUUGAUACACAUAGGAAACUGUUGAGUGUGAAAAACUUUGAAGAACCCUGGUCUAUGUCAUGGAAAGAGCAGGUGUUCAUAAUGUUUUGUACACUCAGUGUAUAGAGUAGUGGAAUCAAUUUUCUCUCAGGAGGAGAAAAGUAAUUUAUGGUGUGCUCCAGCAACAGUCUUGUAAAAAGAGAUGACCAUUAAUGAAAGAUGGUGAAGGUGACUCAUCCCUCUCUUGCUCUCCUGUUUAGGAAUGGUUGGACAUGAAGCUACGCUGGAACCUUGAUGACUACCUGGGCAUCACUACCAUCAGAGUCCCGUCAGACUCCAUCUGGAUCCCAGACAUUGUGCUCUAUGACAAGUAUGUACCAUGCCCAUCACUGCCAACAGUUUAGAGCAAAAGAUGGCACUGAUAUUGAACUAAAGCUUUCUGAGCACUAUAAUCUCCGCAUUAGGGUUGCAAAUGGAGGGUAUAUUACUAGUCUUGACUUGGGCCGUAGCUGUCCGGAACGCCAUACUAGCACGCCUUACCAGCACUUCAAAUUUGUUGGGAAUUAGGUACCAGCCCCUAUAUAAAAACAAUGUAGCCUUUUGUUGGCCCAGACUCACACACCAAGGCAAAAAAGUUUGAUCAAAGCAGAAUGAAGUUGGCAUCUUCAUUGAAUAGCAAUGGCGAGUGGGCAUUCAUUUCCUAAUUCUGUUUUGUUCAAGUUAAUUUGCACUCAGUCUCUGAAUCUGUGAGUGACAGUAUAGGCUGUUCGAGAUUGCGCAGAUUGAAAACGUGCCAGCCGGAAUGGCAUGAUGCCUCUUACAAAUUGUCAAAUUAGGGUUUGUAAGGUCAUGAAAAGUUAUGGAAAUUAGUUUAAUAAUUGUUGUAAAUGUAAUUCAUGAAAGCACACUUUUAAAUAUAGUCAAUCAAUUAAAAAACUACAUAUCAGCCAUUAUGGGAAUGACCCUUUAGCGCAUGUCUGUGGUGCUGCGUGUGUGCCAGUGCGAGUGGGCCGUUGCCGGAGGAAAGAGAGCGCGACAUUUCAGCAGCAGGUAUAAAAGAAUUACAGACUAACUAGAUCACCAAUUCAAAAUAUAACUUGUAGCAGUUAUCUCGCUAGUUAACAAACAAACUAAGCAUUAAUUUCAUUGUUGCCUUUCCACGGGCACUGUAGAGCCUAAAUAAAUGUGCACCUUUAGAAAGCUGGGAUUCCCCUCUAUUAAACAGUAGCCAUGUAAUUGCGACAACGUUAAAAAAUAUUCUAAGAAUAGCCUUAUUGACAAAUAACUUGCUGUGCAUAGAUCUCCCCUGAACAUGAAUAUUUUAGCCAUAUAUAUAAACAUGUCUAGUUAGAUACCUUGCUUUGAAGUAGACUACCUUAUCCAUUUGAUCCCUGACUUAUUGAAUGAGGGAAUAAUUUUAUAAAGACAAAAGCAUUUGGUUGUAAUGUUGAAAAGCCAAGCCUGCACACCCAGGAGCUCUCCAGAUGGAGGGUUGACCACAUAUUGACAACAUGUGACUAACAGUGCAUCUCUAUGUGGGGGGCUAUGUGCCUUGAUCAUGAUAACAUGUGACUAACAGUGCAUCUCUAUGUGGGGGGCUAAGUACCUUGAUCAAGGGCAAAACGGCAGGAGGUGGUAGGUCUACAUGGAAUCAGACACAGCAGCUUUCCAGUGUCAAUAAUGCUUACUUUUUCAUGUAGGCUAUAAUAAUAGUCAUGAAAAUGUGCUAAAAGUCAUGGAGAAGUAAUGGAAAAUGUGUUUAAACAAUUAACAGUGAAUAAUCAGAGGUCUCUAUAGUAUAAUGUCUAAUGGACCGACUUGGAAAAAAUACAGCUCCUGCACUCGUUCCAUCCCAAGUCAAGCACUGUAUAUUACUGGAAACAUUCUAAGUUUACCAGUAAACUACCAGAAUUUUGGUAUCUUUCAGGGAUUUUAUGUAAUCUAUCACCAGACAUCUAGUGGCCCUUUUGGGUAUUUCAGAUUAUCACAGGUGUCUGUAACAAUCUGACCCUCUGUGGCUGCUUUUACACAUGCAGCGCAAUUCAGAUUUCUUUGACCAAUCACAUCAGAUCUUUUCACAUCAGAUCUUUUUCAGAGUUGAUCUGAUUGUUCAAAAGACCAAUUAAUGAAAAAAUAUCUGAAUUGUGUAAAUGCAGUGGCCUCAUCACAUAAAAUAUCUGAAAUAAUUCAAUAAGAUGCUAAACCAAAAAUGUUUACUAUGUCAAUAUGUCUUUGUUGUCAAUGUUUUGGCGUCAAACUGGUGGCAGUUGUGAAAAAAGUAAAUAGUUGGAAGAGUUGCAGAGUUAAUUGAAAAUAAUGCCAUUGUUGAUUAAAUGCUUUUUUAAUUAAUUAGGCUAUUUUCUCUUAACCAUAUGGUCUAUCUACUUGAAACUCAUGGACAAUAUGGACACAUAUAUAAUAAAUGAAUACGAUAUAUUCAUUAAAAAUAAAUGUUUUCAAGUAUAAAUUACCAAAGUUACGAUAGAUUGUCAUAUAUUUUCUGUUAAUUACCAAAAUUACUGAAGAUUCCGGUAACUUUGGAAAAUUACUGGUAGCUUUGCAAUCCCACACAGCAUACAGUGAGGGAAAAAAGUAUUUGAUCCCCUGCUGAUUUUGUACGUUUGCCCACUGACAAAAGACAUGAUCAGUCUAUAAUUUUAAUGGUAGGUUUAUUUGAACAGUGAGAGACAGAAUAACAACAAAAAAAUCCAGAAAAACGCAUGUCAAAAAUGUUAUAAAUUGAUUUGCAUUUUAAUGAGGGAAAUAAGUAUUUGACCCCUCUGCAAAACAUGACUUAGUACUUGGUGGCAAAACCCUUGUUGGCAAUCACAGAGGUCAGAUGUUUCUUGUAGUUGGCCACCAGGUUUGCACACAUCCCAGGAGGGAUUUUGUCCCACUCCUCUUUGCAGAUCUUCUCCAAGUCAUUAAGGUUUCGAGGCUGACGUUUGGCAACUCGAACCUUCAGCUCCCUCCACAGAUUUUCUAAGGGAUUAAGGUCUGGAGACUGGCUAGGCCACUCCAGGACCUUAAUGUGCUUCUUCUUGAGCCACUCCUUUGUUGCCUUGGCCGUGUGUUUUGGGUCAUUGUCAUGCUGGAAUACCCAUCCACGACCCAUUUUCAAUGCCCUGGCUGAGGGAAGGAGGUUCUCACCCAAGAUUUGACGGUACAUGGCCCCGUCCAUCGUCCCUUUGAUGCGGUGAAGUUGUCCUGUCCCCUUAGCAGAAAAACACCCCCAAAGCAUAACGUUUCCACCUCCAUGUUUGACGGUGGGGAUGUUGUUCUUGGGGUCAUAGGCAGCAUUCCUCCUCCUCCUCCAAACACGGUGAGUUGAGUUGAUGGCAAAGAGCUCGAUUUUGGUCUCAUCUGACCACAACACUUUCACCCAGUUCUCCUCUGAAUCAUUCAGAUGUUCAUUGGUAAACUUCAGACAGGCCUGUAUAUGUGCUUUCUUGAGCAGGGGGACCUUGUGGGUGCUGCAGGAUUUCAGUCCUUCACGGCGUAGUGUGUUACCAAUUGUUUUCUUGGUGACUAUGGUCCCAGCUGCCUUGAGAUCAUUGACAAGAUCCUCCCGUGUAGUUCUGGGCUGAUUCCUCACCGUUCUCAUGACCAUUGCAACUCCACGAGGUGAGAUCUUGCAUGGAGCCCCAGGCCGAGGGAGAUUGACAGUUCUUUUGCUUGGCGAUGGUCUUGUAGCCAAUUCCAGCCUUGUGUAGAUCUACAAUCUUGUCCCUGACAUCCUUGGAGAGCUCUUUGGUCUUGGCCAUGGUGGAGAGUUUGGAAUCUGAUUGAUUGAUUGCUUCUGUGGACAGGUGUCUUUUAUACAGGUAACAAGCUGAGAUUAGGAGCACUCCCUUUAAGAGUGUGCUCCUAAUCUCAGCUCGUUACCUGUAUAAAAGACACCUGGGAGCCAGAAAUCUUUCUGAUUGAGAGGGGGUCAAAUACUUAUUUCCCUCAUUAAAAUGCAAAUCAAUUUAUAACAUUUUUGACAUGCGUUUUUCUGGAUUUUUUUGUUGUUAUUCUGUCUCUCACUGUUCAAAUAAACCUACCAUUAAAAUUAUAGACUGAUAAUUUCUUUGUCAGUGGGCAAACAUACAAAAUCAGCAGGGGAUCAAAUACUUUUUUCCCUCACUGUAGACUAUAUUUUGAACAGCACAGAUUCAAUUAAUCCAACACGUCAAGCAAAUCCUGAUUCAAACCUGUAGAAGAAAAACAGAUGUUUAUCUUUUCCUCUAACAGUGCCGAUGGACGUUUUGAGGGCUCUGUCACCAAGGCUGUGGUCAAGUACGAUGGCACCAUCACCUGGACACAGCCCGCUAACUACAAGUCAGCCUGCAUCAUCGAUGUCACCUUCUUCCCCUUUGACCUGCAGAACUGCUCCAUGAAGUUUGGCUCCUGGACCUAUGAUGGCUCACAGGUUGUAGCCUACACAGCAUUGUAAAACAGUCUACAGUAUAUUAAUGACCAUACAGUCUUUAACUGAUGUCAGAAAUGCGUGAAUCUCUUGUUUAUACUUUAGGGAGUUAAAGGGGAGAUACGUCUGUUGAUGUUUAGUCUUUUCUAACCUUAUAUUUACUCAACAGGUUGACAUCCUCCUGGAGGACUUCCAUGUGGACAAGAGGGACUACUUUGACAAUGGUGAAUGGGAGAUAGUGAAAGCGACAGGUAGCCGUGGUCUGAGGAUGGACGGAUCCUGCUACUUCCCCUUCAUCACCUACUCCUUUAUCAUCCGUAGACUGCCGCUCUUCUACACCCUGUUCCUCAUUAUCCCCUGUAUUGGCCUUUCCUUCCUCACCAUCCUGGUCUUCUACCUUCCCUCCAAUGGCGGGGAGAAGAUCUCCCUGUGCACCUCUGUGCUGGUGUCCCUCACCGUCUUCCUUCUCGUGAUCGAGGAGAUCAUUCCGUCCUCCUCCAAGGUCAUCCCUCUGAUCGGGGAGUACCUGGUGUUCACCAUGAUCUUUGUCACGCUCUCCAUCGUCAUCACCGUCUUCGCCAUCAACAUCCACCACCGCUCCUCGUCCACGCACCAUGGCAUGGCGCCCUGGGUGCGCCGUAUCUUCCUGCACAGGCUGCCCAAGCUGCUGUGUAUGCACAGCCAUGUGGACCGCUAUGCUAACCCUGGCGGGGCCAGGGCAGGACUGGCAGGGAGAGAGUGUGCAGGACUGGCAGGGCGAGAGGGGGCAGUUGGGGGCAUUAUGAAGGGCUCUUCACCAGAGUCCACCCCUCAUCUCUCCUCUAGGAAUAACCUGCAGGCUGCUUUGGACUCUAUCCGCUACAUCACCAUGCAUGUGGUCAAGGAGAACGAGGUCAGAGAGGUAAGAUCCCAUAGAGUUACAGAGAAUCAAUCUGCCCCUGCAGUAUAAAUGCCAAAGUUGGCAUGAGAGAAUAUUGUGUUUGUUUGUUAUGAUUUGAACACAAUUCAAAAUCAAUCCUAAAGUACUGAAUUUAGGUUUUUGAAGUCUUAUUGUAAUUCUCUCUAUAUAUUCAUCUUCUCCAUACUGUAUAUUUGUCUCCAUCCUCUGAUUGUCACACGCAACUGCACCUCUGUGUGCAAAGCCCUCCCACCCUGUGUCAACAAGGUCAUGUGUUGGAGUCUGAAGGGCAUGUUUGGUCUCUCUCUCCAGGUGGUGCAGGACUGGAAGUUUGUGGCUCAGGUUCUGGACCGUGUGUUCCUGUGGACCUUCCUCCUGGUCUCAGUUCUGGGCUCUGCUCUACUCUUCAUCCCUGUCAUCUACAAAUGGGCCAACAUCAUCGUCCCCAACCAUGCAGGCAGCAGCGGAUAA
Messenger RNA from Coregonus sp. 'balchen', 21280 nucleotides. NCBI's taxonomy places the organism in Eukaryota, Metazoa, Chordata, Actinopteri, Salmoniformes, Salmonidae. The record is from the annotation of a GenBank genome assembly.